UAAACAUUUGAAAAAAUACUUUUCAAUCGCCAUUUCUUUUAAGAAAUUUAAAAAUACAAACAAAUGUUGAAAAUUGCAAUUUUUGUAGUACUUUUGGCGGACGUCCUGUGCGUUCCCAAUAACGUGAGCGCCGAUACGGCCGGAGUGGAUGACAUGAUAAACGCUUACGCGAUCACUGGUUUGGGAGAUCUGUUGAACGCCGUGAAAGGGAUGAGCGCACAGUUGUCGGCCAUCUCAGGCCUCGAAGGUGUGCCCAAACAACUUGUGACGGCAUUUGCCGCUAAUCUGACCCGAUUGGAGGCCGACUUGAGUCAGAGGUCGGCUAAUACAGCAAACCUCGCGGGCAAAGCGUAUUCAGACGUCGGCGUACUUAUAGACUACUCGUUAGUGACGGAAAACGAGUUAAACCGCGAGUUAUUAUUACAGUCGUCGGCUUUGGGGGCCACUAAUGUCAACCCAAGCGGUCAGAACCCAUUGACAGUCGUCCUACAACUGGUCGCUCAAACGCGCCGACAAUUGGUGGACAGUCUUAAGCGGAUUCACAAUAGUCUGGAAACUCGGGCCAACACUGACGCGAGAUUCAAACCGGUGGCCCAGGAGUUCGCAAAUAUGUUCAAAACUAUUGAGAAACAAACGGCGAAAACACAACACAGCGGUCGCCAAGAAGUGGUCGACCAGUUGUCUAAAGUGGAGGAAUGGAUAGGAAAAGCGACCGGAGAUCAGGCCAAAGAAGCGCAACAGAUUAAGUCACAACUUAGCCGUCGAUUGGCGGACAUUGACAGGCAAAUCGUGAGCACCGGUGGCGACGGAGCCAAUGGCAACGCAAACGGUAAGCCGAGCACCGGUUUGUUUGGCCAUUUGGCCGAUAUGUUCAAUACCGUGAAGAGCAUCAACAAAGACAUCGGAGGACAGAUGUCGACCAUCGUUGGCCUCGAAGGUGCGCCCAAACAACUUGCGAAGGAAUUGGUUGACAAUAUUAACGAACUAGAGUCCCAAUUGACCAGGGUGGAUGGGCAGGGCAAUUUUACGACCCUGGUCGACGCGUACAAAAAAGUUGGCUCAAGUUUAGAAACAAUGUUUGCCACUGAACACCAAUUAAACCGACAGUUAUUGUCGGAGUCGUUGUUUUUGGCCAAACAUACGGAUCAAAACCCGGCGGCAGUCGCCCGACAACUGAUCGCUCGGAAGCGCAUCCAAUUGGAAGACAGUCUUAAGCGGGUCUACGAGAGUCUCGUCAAUCGAGUCAAGACAACCGAUAGACUCGAACAGGAGUUAAAGGGGUUCGAGAAUGACAUUCAAAAUGGACUCAAAUUACUGAACAAUUUUAAGUUAAAAACACUUCAAUCGGAUCGACAAGAAGUGGUCAACAGUUUGAAUAAAGUAGAGAACAUUAUACGGACGGCGACCGCGGAUCAGGUCAAAGAUGGGCAACGGAUUAAGUCCCAAUUGAUCCGUCUAUUGGCGGACAUUAAUGCGCAAAUCUAA
Medioppia subpectinata is the source of this 1485-nucleotide messenger RNA. The record is from the annotation of a GenBank genome assembly. Lineage: Eukaryota; Metazoa; Arthropoda; Arachnida; Sarcoptiformes; Oppiidae.